AUGCAUACAACUCAUCUUCUUCUUGUUUCUCUUCCAAUAUCUGCUUUAUCUCGAAAAAAUGGUAUUGUGCCUUUGGGCAGUACUUUGACUGCAGGUGAAACAUCUGCUAGUCCUUGGCUUUCACCUUCUGGCGAUUUUGCAUUCGGGUUCCAGGAAGUACAGCAUAAGGAUCUGUUCUUGCUUUCCAUAUGGUAUCACAAGAUACCAGACAAUACUGUAGUUUGGUUUGUUUAUUCAACAAAUCCAGUGCCACGAGGAUCGACUGUAAAGCUUGAUCCUCAAACAGGGCUUGUGCACUGUGACCCUCGAGGCUUACAACUUUGGAGUGCUAAUGUUGAUUCUGCUCAAAUUGAUCAUGGUUUUAUGAAUGAUACCGCAACAAGCUUUUCUAGAGGAAGAUUUUAUCUCCGUUUUCGUGAUGACGGGAAUCUAGUGCUUGUUACCAAGAGUGUGUCAACCAAUGUGGAUGACGAUGCUGAGUACUACAAUAGUAAGACUUCUGACUCUAGAGAUCCACUGUAUUCUGGUAGCCGAGUUACUUUUGAUGGCAGAGGCGCCAUGUACAUAAUGAAAAAGGACAAUCAAACAGAGCAGCUGAGUCCAUUUUCAAUACCACCAGCAUCAGAAAACUAUCAUCGGGCAACAAUAGAUUUUGAUGGGGUCUUCACACAUUAUUAUCAUCCUAGAACUCUUACUGGAAAUCCGAACUGGAAGGCUCUUGGUAUUUGCCGCAGAAUAUAUGUAUCAGCCUUCGAGCAAAUCACAGGGGCAGUGGAGCUUGUGGAUUUAACAACAUUUGCAACCUCAAAAAUGGAAAACCAGUUUGUGAGUGUCCAAAAAGAAAACCUUUAUGAUUUUGAGGUUGUCUCUGACAUAGAUUGGCCACUGUCUGACUUUGAGCAAAUACAUCCUUCAAAUGAAAGAGUCUGUGUGCAAAAAUGCUUGCAUGAUUGUUUCUGCGCUGUUGCCAUUUACAGAGAAAACAAUUGCUGGAAGAAGGGGCCGCCACUAUCAAAUGGGAAGGCAGAUAAGACUAUUCACUCCAAAGCUUUCAUCAAAACCGCAAGAGUGAUGAAUCAAAGCCAAAGGACCGAGGCACCUUUAUACGUGUGGAACCUGUCCUUCUGGGCACCUCUUUCUUAG
Molecule: messenger RNA, 1143 nt
Organism: Coffea arabica (coffee)
Lineage: Eukaryota; Viridiplantae; Streptophyta; Magnoliopsida; Gentianales; Rubiaceae
Source: RefSeq, a predicted model, not a curated record